AUGAAUCCUCGUAAUAAAUCAUAUUUGAAACUAUUUUUUUACCUUGAAGGCACACUUGUAGCAACUUCUUUUUUAGGAUUUGUUUUGUUACGAAGGAAUGAAUCAAUAAGACGUAAAACAUUUGAGAAUUUACCCACUUUGGCAGAAUGGUACUAUUCAACAGAAGAUUUAAUAUCAUUUGGACAAUUAUCUGGAAGACAAUUACGACAUAGGGAUAUUAACACUUGGUAUAAAGAUCUUAAUUUUGGUAAAGAUUUAGAUUGUGAUUAA
Molecule: messenger RNA, 270 nt
Organism: Strongyloides ratti
Lineage: Eukaryota; Metazoa; Nematoda; Chromadorea; Rhabditida; Strongyloididae
Exons: 1
Coding region: 1-270 (89 amino acids)
Source: RefSeq, a predicted model, not a curated record